Archocentrus centrarchus (flier cichlid) is the source of this 4386-nucleotide messenger RNA. It is a transcript of the gene cacnb3b, whose product is annotated as calcium channel, voltage-dependent, beta 3b. Gene Ontology annotation, biological process: calcium ion transmembrane transport. Gene Ontology annotation, cellular component: voltage-gated calcium channel complex. NCBI's taxonomy places the organism in Eukaryota, Metazoa, Chordata, Actinopteri, Cichliformes, Cichlidae. The record is from RefSeq and is a predicted model, not a curated record. The transcript is spliced from 14 exons. Gene Ontology annotation, molecular function: protein binding; voltage-gated calcium channel activity. Bases 59 to 1231 code for a protein of 390 amino acids.
GGAGGAGGGUUCCGCUUUUUCAUUGCAAUGGGGGGAAGAAAGUGCUGGCAGGAGAAUCAUGUCUGCCUCCGACUCGAGCGCUACAGGACUCAUCUGCAACAAGGGUUCAGCCGAUUCAUACACUAGUCGACCCUCUGAUUCCGACCUGUCCCUGGAGGAGGACCAGGAGGCGUCUCGGCGUGAAGCCGAGCGCCAGGCUCAGCUGCAGCUGGAGAGAGCCAAGUCUAAACCAGUAGCAUUUGCAGUUAGAACCAAUGUGAGUUACUGUGGGGCCCUUGAUGAAGACUGUCCUGUCCAAGGUGCUGCAAUUAACUUUGAAACCAAAGACUUUCUGCACAUAAAAGAGAAAUACAACAAUGACUGGUGGAUUGGUCGGCUGGUGAAGGAAGGAGCAGACAUCACUUUCAUCCCGAGUCCAGUAAAACUGGAGGCCAUGAGGAUAAAACAAGAGCAGAAAGCAGCAGCUAGGAAAGGAGGGAACGCGUCAUCCGGAGGCUGGAGGUCCACCCCUCCAUCUGCAGCCAAACAGAAGCAGAAACAGACUGAACAUGUCCCUCCAUAUGAUGUGGUUCCUUCAAUGCGGCCGGUGGUGCUGGUGGGCCCUUCGCUGAAAGGCUACGAGGUAACAGACAUGAUGCAGAAAGCUUUGUUUGACUUCCUAAAGCACCGAUUUGAUGGCAGGAUCACUAUAACUCGGGUGACUGCUGAUCUGUCAUUGGCAAAGCGCUCAGUGCUGAACAAGAAACCCAUAAUGGAGAGAUCCAACACACGCUCUAGUCUGGCUGAGGUCCAGAGUGAAAUAGAGAGGAUCUUUGAGCUGGCCAAGUCUCUUCAGCUGGUUGUCCUGGAUGCAGACACCAUCAAUCACCCAGCACAGCUCCUCAAAACUUCUCUGGCUCCCAUCAUUGUCUACGUCAAAGUCUCCUCACCUAAAGUUCUUCAGAGGUUGAUUAAAUCUCGAGGGAAAUCACAAAGCAAACACCUCAACGUCCAGAUGAUGGCGGGUGACAAGCUCGCUCAGUGUCCGCCUGAGAUGUUUGAUGUCAUCCUGGAUGAAAAUCAGCUGGAAGAUGCAUGUGACCACCUCGCAGAGUACCUGGAAAUUUAUUGGCGUGCUACACAUCUCCCCUGUUCUGCCCCAGUUAACCCCUUACUGGACCAAAGUGUGAUAACUCCACCUUCCGCUAACUCCAGCCAACAGUUUUCUGAGACUCAAGAGUUGAUAGAAUGAGGACUACUGCAAACACAGAGUGGUGUGCUGUCAGCUGGGGUCAGACAAAAAGUCAUAGAGCACAGGGACCAGGGCACCACCAGGGGGGCAGCAGCAGUCCUCAUCUCUCCAAACCUAGCCACCACCUUCUCCAGCCACACCUGGGGCAAAGAAGAGUGCAAGAGCAGAGUACCAUGAGUGAGAAAGAGCAGGAGGCUGGUGAGCUGGAAGGAGAGAAGAUGCAAAAAACAGGAAAAGGAGCAGAAAGAGCAGAGUGAUAUGAUCAAUGCUGCAACAGUCAGAGGAGCCUCCACCGCACUGCUGCCCCUCGGCAAGAGCUCCCCGCUCCCACCAUCACGCGACAACUCAGGGCCGAUUUCUACAACUCCACAUGCACUGGUAUUAAACAACAACAACAACAACAAACAGUGUAGCAGUGCAGUUACAACUCACUAUCUGCCCCCUCUCUCAUUUUUUCUUCUCACCCUGACCUUAAAAUUGUACCCAGCUCCCUGCUUUUGCAUUUGAAGUCACAUCUCCCACCCGACAAAGGUGAGCCAGCCUAUGUUCACAAAGGCUGAUUCGCCUCUCACUGAGCUACAUUACACACCUGUGAAGUCAGAGUAUGUUAGCCUAUAGUCCUGUAGCAUAGCAAAGCUAUCAGUAUAAAAUGUAUACACCCUCCCAACACAGGGUACCCAGGGGGUUUGUGACUGAUACCACUCACUUCCCUCUCUGGCCAAAGAAUGCAGAGUGUGACAGAAAAUCAACUCUGUAUGUCUUCCAUCUCUGCAGCUCCCUGUGAGCUGUCAUUCCAAAUGUUUAACCAAAACUUUUCUCAGAGGCACAAAUGCAAUGUCAGAGGCAUCGUGUCUUCACCUGUGUUAGAGGACUCUUACUUUCCCUUACUUUCACUUUUUAUUUAUCCUGUACCCUUUUUGUGUUCUUUUUUCCUAUUUACCUUUUUAAAGUAACUCGCUAUACUACUAUUUAUUUGUGUGCUCACUCUCAGUGUCACUGGUUGCAUAACUGUACACAACAGUAAUGCUAAACACGUGUAUAACAAGCACAGACAUGCACACAGUCUAUAUGAACCUUUGUUACAGCUGUGAAUGUAUAAAUGCUGGUCCACUAGCUUAGGAAGGAUUCAUUACAAUAACUGUGGUUUGCAGAUGGCUGGAGGCAAAUCCAACUUAUAACUUCUCUGAGACAAGAAGCCUCUUCUCACAUCUAAAUAUUCAUAGCAAUUACACUUUAUGUUCUUUACUGUAUUUAUAUGAUUUGCCCACCCCAAUGAAAGAUUUUAAAAUUUUCUUUCUAAAAUAGUUUUGUCCCAGAAACAAAUUUGGACCAUAACAGAUGAACUGUGUUUAUUAUGGGUUACUCCACAGUUGCGCCGGUCUUAGGCCCAACGUUAAAACGCUCAUGGAGAUGGUUUUAAAGUAAAACUUUCUAAACCAUCUUUCUUCCUUUCUUUCUUUCUUACUUUCUUUUUUUUUUUUUUGGUGUAAUUUGACCUUUAUAACCAAUUUUUUAAAAUAAUUUUUGAGCAAUGACUGCAAAUACCUAUUUAGGUGUCCAAAGAUGUAAAAGAAAAAUAGAAAUUAGGAAAAUUAAUGAUUUCCAACAACAUCUGUAGACUAAUAACAGUUAAAUAUUACCUCAGUGUGUCUUCUGAAUGUCAUGCUUGGUGAUAUUAGCUCUAAGCUACAAUAAGCACAUCACCGUAAGCUACGCAGUCAGGAACGUGGUUAUUUAUUACGUUCAAGACUUUACUGUUACUUUGUGGUGCAGUGGUAAUUAAAGAAGUGGGUGAAUUACACCUUUAGUGGACGUUAAAAUGAAGUUUCUCUGUGAAAAAGAAGCUGUGUGCGCCCAUUCCACCACACCACUGAGAAGACCUCAUCUCCUCUAAAGGUACAUUUAAGGUCUCUGAGCACAUGAACAGAUUGUAAAGGUUUACUUCCUGAAUUGCCUGGUAAAGUAUUUUAUUAUCAUUUGGCAUGAGGGUGACCUCUGGUGAUGUAUUUAUGUUAGUACCAAGUCUUAUAUCCAAUGCUUAUUCUCUGCCCACAAAGCAGGAUAUACAUUAUUUAUGCAGUCACAUAAAUCCAAAAUAUGUCAGAUUUCCAGAGCUGGCAUACAGCCACCAGUCUACUCUUAUUUGCCUCCAAAUGAAUGCAUCUCAGUAAGCACUUUGAUUCUCACAUUAAUGCCACUGCUUGUGUCAUUUAAAGCUACAGAAUUCAGCUAAUAUACCAUACGUAUAAAUAAUCUAAUAUAUGUGCAUGAAAUAUUGUAUUCCUGUUUCAUCAGAAGGGCUUUUUAGGAUCAUCAUCGAUCAUCAUCACAUGAGCCGUUCACUCUUCAGAGUAAAUCAGCGUGACCUAUGUAACCAGUUACAUAUGCAUUAUAAAGGCUUACAUGUAAAUACUGUAUAUUAAAUAUGCAGAUACUAUUAUUAUUAGCAAAUUGCACAGUAGCAGCAAAUGCUGAUGGGUUUUAGCCAGUACACAAUCUAUAUUCAACGCCUCAGAAAGCAUGUGUUUAAAUGUAAUGUUUUUUUUUUUUAUUAAGAAUGGUGCACAGCUUAUACAGGAUCACUAUUAAGGUUGCUUCCACUGACACCCACAUUCAUUUCUGAAGGAUCAGGUUUGAGAUGUAUAGCUUGUACUUGAUGAAGCACAGAGAGCACAGUACCUUCUUUCGAUAAAACCUUCUCAGCUUCUCCUGUUGCUUAAUUUUUAUUGCAAGAAAUUUAUACAGAAGUGAAUUAUUCUUCUUUGGUUGUCCAAAGCACAAUUUUUUACAAUUAUCAUUUCCUAUUGCGUUUCACUUGCCUAAAUUCUGUAUGCAAUACAAAGUUUAGCAUCAACGAGACACUAGCUGAGACUAUCAAGAUAUCUCCUCAGUUAUGAUGGAGUUUAAUUGCACUACUAUCAUUUAUAUAUAUAUGCUUUUUGAUGCAAUAAAUGCACUAAACAUUAUGCUGUACCACCUCCAAUACAGAAAAAAGUGUCUGACUUAAUGAUGAUGUCAACAUUUCUCAUCGUUUCUGGCAAGUCCACAAGAUAAAUGAUAUCCAACAGUGUCUGAUGGUGAUGUGAACCGGCUGCAUCUUUUGUUAAUAGCACACAUGAAGCAGGAGGUGAAUUAAAAAAAAAACAUUUAAUUAA